Molecule: messenger RNA, 3496 nt
Organism: Pelodiscus sinensis (Chinese soft-shelled turtle)
Lineage: Eukaryota; Metazoa; Chordata; Testudines; Trionychidae
Source: RefSeq, a predicted model, not a curated record
AUGAUUCUAUCGUGGAUAAGGGCUGGAGCAGCUCCUGUUGAAUACACAGCAGCAAGGCUGGCAGUACUCUGUUUUUAUACUCCCACCUGCAGGGUGUUUUUUAGUAGAAGUCAGAGGUAUAAAACUAGUGUAGAAAACUAUGCUCUCUUCACUACCAGAACCACUAUAUAUUUAGAGUAUGAAGGAUCUUUAUUUGUGGAAUGGGAAAUUUCUUCAUUAUGUACUAUUUCAAAUAAAAGUUCACCUACAACAACACUGAAUUGUCCAGUUCCUGGUAGUCACAGGAUUAAACCACUAGUUCUAAAUGAGACAAGAGAGGAUAAAGAACGCUUUUUGUUUAUCUCUGAACAUUUGAAUUGCUUUUUGUGGUAUGUGUUGAAAAGUCCAGAGCGCAGCUCAGUUCCAUCCUCACAAAAUGAUAGCCAGGAGUUAACCUUAUGGGUGUACGAUCCAGAAAACGCAGAUCCCUCUGAACUGAAUCACACUGCAAUAUCUCCUCCACUAUAUUCUAAGACACUUAGCAAGCAGUUUUGGAAUUUGGGACAGGAACCUGUUGUUCAGACCUAUUUUAGAAAUACCAUAUACUUUGCUACUGCAUUUCCAGUUUUGGGAGUAUGGAAAAUUAAUGUACCUGCAGUGUCAGAUGACAUCAUAACUAAUAUCCAUGGAAAGCAAAUAGCUUUUCAGGACUGCUUUGUUCAAGAUAGUCCCUUUGUCAUUUCCAGGCCUGAAGAGCCAUUUCCUAACAAUGCAUAUGAUAAUUCCCUUUGUUCCCCGGCUGGUCGUGACCUCCACAUUGUGUGGUCUGCAUGUAUUCCUACAAAUGCACUUUUGUUGUCAGAAUUUGGAACUUUUCAUACAAAUGAUGGAUUCAUAACUUAUAAAGAAAUCAAAGCUCCGCCACAUGUUUUGGACUUUAACUCAAGUCAUAACGUAACUGAUAUUGUUUUAACUGAUGAUGGAAUCUUAUUUUUAAUAAUGGGGACAGUUUACAAAAGAGAGUCCAAUCGGUUUUUUAAACUUGGAUCUAAAUACAAUCUACCAGAAACAGGAAUAAUUGGAAUACAGUCAAGACUUUGGUGUUCAUCUGAGUAUCCAUUACAGGAUGGAAGAAAAUUAAGUACAGUAGCAGUAUGGACAUCAAGUGAACAAUAUCUAGGAUAUGGUGGCAAUGUGUUUGUUAAAAUAACAGAUACAACAAACCUAAAGAAGGCCCUAAAUUUCCCAAUAACUGCUUCUUUAUCUAUAGGCACUGUUUGCUAUGACUCACGCCCAUCUGAAGUUGCUUUGUUGAUGGCCUGCAUUGGAUGCAGCUCCUCUAGGGUGUUUUAUCUGUCAUCUUAUAAUGAAGACCUGGAUUUGUGGGUCUUAAGAGACUUUUCCUUAAAUGCUCCUCCCAGUGGUUUUAUGUUGAUGGAAUUUAUAUAUUCAGCAUCACCAUCUGUGCUGAUGUGGGACAAGAAGACAGUCUAUUAUAGCUCUAAAAACAAUACAGUUAAUGGAUUUCUUAAAAUGAAUGAGGCAAAUAUUGAAUCAUCAGCAAAAAUUCAAAAAGGCGCUAUUCAUCAACUGGUUAUUGACUAUUUUGGGAACAGUGUGAUAAAACUGAGAAACAAUAAAAUGUACUUUUUAAAAGUUGAAACAAAAGAAGCUGAGGCACUCCCUGCAUGGGAAGAGGAAAGUGAAAACAUAGUGCUUUACUUGAAUCCAUCUGGUAAUCUGUAUAUGUUGUUUAUCAAUGGUUCUAAAAUACACCGUGAGGACUAUCCCUUAAAACUUGAAGUAUUUAAUUUUGCACUGGAUUUUCAAGGUUUUUGUCCAUAUAUCGUAUUUAAGCACAGCAUGAAUUUAAAUGUCUAUUAUUUGGACAUGGGAGAUGAAGUGACAUUUUGGGCUCAGAUAGUCUAUAUGGAGAAUCUAGGUUUAUCAAUAGAUGUGGAAAUCUACAGGCCAGAAUUGCUGAUGCAGACAAUAGAUGUCAAUUAUGAAAUAGCUCGUGGAAUCUGUGCUAAAAACCAGACAAUAAAAUUUUAUCAUGAAAUGGACUAUAGCCAUGCACCUAAUUAUACAAAAGCAUUAAUUGCAUCCAGUGGUGUAAUGACAGUUGAACUACAACCUAGUUUAUCUGGAAAAACGUGUGCAUUAAACAACAAGCUAAGUCAUUUAUUUAUUGGCUGCCCUCCAUCAAGGCAUAUUCUCAUUCAUAGACCUUCAGAUAAAACCUGUAUCAAACAUAAUUUUACCACUUAUAAAAUACCUGGGAAAUAUCUGUGGAACCCAACAACUGAAGACCUGGUGGUAAAUUAUGAUUGGGAUAAGUAUGGUUGUCUAAUGGAUCUUCAUUAUGCAACACCUUUUCACCCUAAUAUUGCCUUAUAUGAUGGCACCACAUUUGUUGAAACAGUUGAGGCAAAUUUUAUAUUGUGGGAGAUUCAUGGCAGAAGUGACUACAGUUACAACUCAACUAUGAAGCAGGUGGGCUGCUUGCGUGAAGCACAGACUUGGAUUUCAAUGCUUGAAGAAAAUAAAAACAGACCAUUAGAUGAAAUAUGGAGUCCACAGAAUUACAGAACCUGCUUUGAAUCUCAAACUGGACCUCUAGGAGACCUAAAUCAGCUGUAUCAGAUUUUGAACCACUCCAGUUACAAUUCUCUCAUUUGGCCCAUCGAGUACAGUGGCAUUUAUGUGUUCAAAGUGAAGAUAGUGGAUCCAAACUUCAGUUUUUGUGACUUAAGUACAAUGUUUGCAGUCCGUACAUAUGGCAUAUUAGAAAGUCCACACAUUGGUAAGGUUGCUGGCUUUUCAGUCCUCAUACUGUCCAUUUUUGGGGGCAUCCUUGUUAUAAGCUACUUCCGGUAUGUGAAGAUUUUCCGAACACUCAGUUAUAUUGAUCCACUGUUAUCGCAUGACCAAUCAGAUCAAACAAGAAAGUCUACUCGUAAGUUGAAGAAAGACCAAUAAUUUAUCUACCACACUGAUGGCAUUCUUUGUAAAGAAAUUAUAAGAGUACAUUGCUUUUAAAAUAAUUGUAAUAUUGUUGGGUAGGUUAAGAGUUGUUUUCACAAAUACCUUUUCAUCUUUCAUAUAAGAUUAAUGUGACUAGUGUAUUUAGUUUUCAGUUCCCAUUUAGUUUCCAGUUCUUCUACUGAGUUUAACUGCCACUGGUUUCAUUUAUGUGUAUAGAUGGAGGGCUGUUUAAUAGCCACCUCUCAAACCAAAUUACACUGAAAUGCAGUUAUGAGCUUUAGGCUUGUGUCAGCCCCAAUUUAUGCUGGCUUUCACCCCCCAUAACUAGCAUGCAGGGAAUUUGGCAAUUUGAAAUCUGCGGGAUGGCUCUGUCACUACAAAGUACACAAAACUCCCACAUUAGCAUCUGUAUUGCAAUCAUUGCAGUCCCCAAAGUGAGCAGUGCUCUCUGAACAGGAGAGGACCAGGGCAGCAGGGAGAUAUGCUGAUGCAGGAUAUGGGCUCCUGUGAAACCCCAGUUGCACUUUAU